Molecule: messenger RNA, 2991 nt
Organism: Apodemus sylvaticus (European woodmouse)
Lineage: Eukaryota; Metazoa; Chordata; Mammalia; Rodentia; Muridae
Gene: Abhd13
Product: abhydrolase domain containing 13
Exons: 3
Coding region: 329-1378 (349 amino acids)
Cellular component (GO): membrane
Molecular function (GO): palmitoyl-(protein) hydrolase activity
Source: RefSeq, a predicted model, not a curated record
ACGGGUCCACAGGUUGGUUUCGCGUUCCGGGAGGAAGCCGGAGAACUGGUUAUGUGGGGGCCGACGGGGCAAUUUGCCAGGGACACCCCGCGCGAGCCGGAAGUGCAGGCUGCGCCAGCGGCUCACAGGAGCUCCGGGCUAGACGGUGGCGACGGCGGCCCCUCGGCAGGAGGAGGACGAUGAGGAGCGGCGGGGGCGGCGCGGGGCCUCGCUGCUGCGCGGAGCCGGGUUCCGAGCCCGCGGCCGACUGCGCAGCCCGCCCGCGAGCCUGAGGUGAAGUGUUACUGGAUAAAGAACCUCACAGAACUUAACUGCACUAAUUUCCUUUAUGCUGGCCUUGCCAAGAUACCUACGUGGGGCUACCAUGGAAAAAUCCUGGAUGCUGUGGAGCUUCAUUGAAAGAUGGCUGCUGGCCCUGGCGUCCUGGUCCUGGGCUCUCUGCCGCAUCUCUCUGUUACCUUUGAUAGUGACUUUUCAUCUGUAUGGAGGCAUUGUCUUACUUUUGUUAAUAUUCGUGUCAAUUGCAGGUAUCUUAUAUAAAUUCCAAGAUGUCUUGCUCUACUUUCCAGAACAGCCAUCUUCUUCCCGCCUUUAUGUUCCCAUGCCCACGGGUAUUCCCCACGAAAACAUUUUCAUCAGAACCAAAGAUGGAGUGCGUCUGAAUCUGAUCUUGGUGAGAUACACUGGAGACAAUUCCCCCUAUUGCCCGACCAUAAUUUAUUUUCAUGGAAAUGCAGGCAACAUAGGCCACAGGUUGCCAAACGCACUGCUUAUGCUGGUGAACCUCAAAGUGAAUCUCGUGCUUGUUGAUUACCGGGGGUAUGGGAAAAGUGAAGGAGAAGCCAGUGAAGAAGGACUGUAUUUGGAUUCUGAAGCUGUGCUAGACUAUGUGAUGACUAGACCUGACCUCGAUAAAACAAAGGUUUUCCUUUUUGGCCGCUCCCUGGGAGGAGCAGUGGCCAUUCACUUGGCUUCUGAGAAUUCUCACAGGAUUUCGGCCAUCAUGGUGGAGAACACGUUCCUAAGCAUACCACACAUGGCCAGCACUCUAUUUUCAUUCUUCCCAAUGCGUUACCUUCCUUUAUGGUGCUAUAAAAAUAAGUUUCUGUCCUACAGAAAGAUCUCCCAGUGCAGAAUGCCUUCUCUCUUCAUCUCUGGCCUCUCUGACCAGUUGAUUCCACCCGUGAUGAUGAAACAGCUCUACGAGCUCUCCCCAUCCCGGACUAAGAGAUUAGCCAUUUUCCCAGAUGGGACGCACAAUGACACAUGGCAGUGCCAAGGUUACUUCACUGCGCUAGAACAAUUUAUCAAGGAAGUGGUCAAGAGUCAUUCUCCCGAAGACAUGACAAAAACAACAUCCAAUGUCACCAUCAUCUGAUGCCACCCUCUUGAUGGAUACCUUGGGUUUCAGUGUGUGGCGAAUGAUGUCUUUUCUGGGUAUGUGUUCAUACUGGUCUGCACAGUGACUCUGAGUUUGAAAGGCCUCAGCGCUCCAUUCUGAUGAUCCUGUAACUUUCCAAGUUUUAAAACUGGGCUUCUUAAGAGUGUUUGAUAUUCCUAUCAGAACUUCAGCCUGGUGAAAUACCCUUAACUUUAGUUUAACAUGCUGGUUUGAUAGAUGUCAUCCAAAAGUGUCUUGUUGGUUAAGUGGUAUAAUCUAAGUUGUACUCAGAUGGAGAUGGAAACAAGAAACCUUCAGGUGUCUGUCAUUCCUUUAGUGAAUAUUGGGACAAUCACGGUAAGCAAGUGCUGCUGCGUUUUCACCUUAAACAUUAAGAUGAAGUGCAUGGUGGUGUUUUAUUCUUGACUUAUGCAAUGCGAUAUUUUUAAUGUAAAUAACACUAGUCACAUGCCAAUGUAUAUGGUUUCCUGGGUUAUAUCUAUUUUUAUGUAAACUCUAUUUUGUUUUGGUGAGGAAUGAGUGUGAGGCCUGUGGGCAGAUUCCAUGUUCUGCUGCUACUGAGAUCCGGCUUUUCCUAAUAAUAAACAGGACCUUUUCCAAUAUAAAUGUACUGUGUUUUUGUUAGGAGCUGUCUGGAUUGUGGCUAGUGGGAUAGGAAGUUUGCAUUUUCUGCAGCUUUCUUUGUAUAUUGAACUUUUUAACAUUUGUGAUUUUGGUUGCAAACAAAAUUUUAGCCUCUGUCAGUUUGUGAAUCUUCAGCUAAACAAUAAUAGCUGCAGCAAGGGCUAGAACUAGCCAGUGGUUGAGUGAGUAUAACUCAACAUGUGUGUGCACACGGCCUUAUGCAAUGCUUUCAUCUGAAUGAAGUCCCAGUACCUAGGAUGUGCCUGACCUGACAGAGGCAAGCAUCAUUUAUUGAACUUUUUGCAAGUAAAUUUCGAAAUGAAAAAAAAAAAAAAGCAAAUAACUAAGUAUGGCUUAAUAUUCUAGUUCUCUUUAAUGGGCUAUAUAAAGGGACAGUCUUAGGAAAAUUUGUCAGUUUUUACUGGUGGGAUUGAAGGAUUCCAAAGCUUUUCCCAGCCUGUUACACAUAAAGCAAUUAAGGAACUGUAGGUGGGAAGUUAUACUUGUCAAAGUGAGCCCUUUGAAGCCUGGAAGCAUUUGGUUACAUUCCAGUCAGGAGGUGGAACCUGCCAAGUCCUUUCUCACAAUCCUCACCAGGUAGAUGUGCUUGAGCCCUUGCACAUUAGGUCAGCUCCAACCCAUGAUUGCAGAUAGCUUAGCUGUAUUUAUUGACCUUCCAUAAGCAGCUAGAGCACAGUAAUAAUGAGUCAGUCUUGACCUUAAUUUAAAACUUUCCAUGAACAUAGGGCUAGAAGUACUUUUGCCAAGUAGCAUUCUUAGCCUUCAUUUUAUGCCAAUGUUUAGAAAACAAUAAUGUAUAGCAAGUAUAAUUUCUAAAUAAUAAUGCUUUUCUAUAAAUUAUUAAUUGUAAAGAGUCUUGUUUUUUAAAGAGUUGGUAACUCAUCGUGGAGGAUGUAUUUUGUAUGUGUAAAUUCACAAUUAAAGGCUGCUUUUCAUCUUGUCAA